CAGAACACUUCACGCCUCCUAGCAACUCCCAAAUAAACUCCGAAAAACCUGGUCGCUGUCGCUGUUGAGGAUUAAUUAGAUCAGAAGCGACAUUAAACUCGUUAUUAAGCACUUUAGUUUUAUAUUCGGCGAUCGUUUGAUGCAUACGUUUGUUUGUUCUUUGUAAGGCGGAACCCGAGAUUGGGAGUCCAGAGAUCCAGUCGGACGCAUUCAAAGCAGAAUAAACUGUGUAUGGUGUGGUUUCAUUUGAGCUAAAACUGCAGGAUUAUGUUCAAAAACACGUUUCAGAGCGGCUUUCUGUCCAUCCUCUACAGCAUCGGCAGCAAACCCCUGCAGAUCUGGGACAAAAAGGUCAGAAACGGACACAUAAAGCGCAUCACAGACAAUGACAUCCAGUCUUUGGUUCUUGAGGUGGAGGGGACGAAUGUGAGCACCACCUACAUCACGUGUCCUGCAGACCCCAAGAAAACCCUCGGCAUCAAACUGCCCUUCCUCGUCAUGAUCAUCAAGAACCUCAAGAAGUAUUUCACAUUCGAAGUUCAGGUGCUGGACGAUAAAAACGUGCGGCGGAGGUUCAGGGCGAGUAACUAUCAGAGCACGACCCGCGUGAAGCCCUUCAUCUGCACGAUGCCUAUGCGGCUGGACGAUGGCUGGAAUCAGAUCCAGUUCAACCUGUCAGAUUUCACACGCCGGGCAUACGGCACCAACUACAUCGAGACGCUGAGAGUGCAGAUUCACGCAAACUGUCGCAUCAGGAGGGUGUAUUUCUCUGACCGGCUGUACUCUGAGGACGAGCUCCCCGCUGAAUUUAAACUCUAUUUACCAGUACAAAACAAAGCAAAGCAGUGACAGCAGACUGGAUUCCUUCAUUUCCUCUCUCUGUUUUAUCUGCACAUGUUCAUACUGGAUGGAUUUCUAGUGGCACUAUCUUUGUUGUUUUUCAAGUGUUGUUUUGGAACUGUGAUUGGUUUCCAUCUGCUGAAUAAAUAUUUUAUAUGCACAAAGUGAA
Molecule: messenger RNA, 1009 nt
Organism: Sinocyclocheilus rhinocerous
Lineage: Eukaryota; Metazoa; Chordata; Actinopteri; Cypriniformes; Cyprinidae
Gene: cfap20
Product: cilia and flagella associated protein 20
Exons: 6
Coding region: 268-849 (193 amino acids)
Source: RefSeq, a predicted model, not a curated record